This is a messenger RNA of Ilex paraguariensis (yerba mate), 2799 nucleotides long. NCBI's taxonomy places the organism in Eukaryota, Viridiplantae, Streptophyta, Magnoliopsida, Aquifoliales, Aquifoliaceae. The record is from the annotation of a GenBank genome assembly.
UCUUUCCCUGUCACGUCCUCUACCUAAACAAAGAGAAAAAAAUGCUCUGUGGAGACACAAAGCAUCAGCAGUCAGGUUAGGGUUCCUUGCGGACAGUAUUCUCAGAUUCCUGAAUAGGAGUCAGAUCAAAUUCCUGCAGAUAGUGAUCUCGAUAUCAAUCUCUUGUUGAAGCAUUAGAGUGGUGGGGUUGUAGUGGGUAUUUGGAACUGCAGUUAUCAGUAAUGGAGCAACUAACAGUUCUUGGUAAUGGGUCUUCUGCUAAUUUGGCUAAAGAAGGGAAAAUAGAAGAUGAUGAAGAAGAGUUUCGCAGCUGUUGUGAAGAUGAGGAGGAAUUGAUAGAGAGAGAAGAAUUAACUAAGGAAGGUCCAAAAGAUGAGCUGGACGAAUUUUCUGCAAAUAUAUUCUUUAAGGGUGUAUCCAUAGCUGAACCUGGUCUCUCUGGAAUUGGGGUGAUUAUGGAAAGAUCCACUAUUUCUCCUGUUAUUCAAGUGCAGAAAAAGCUUGAUUUCUAUGUGGAGGAAUGUGUGGCUGAUUAUUUUGCUUUGAUGGAUGGCCUGUUAGAGGCUCAGCAGAAUAAUGUUAGGCGAGUAUUCGCUUUUACCAACUCUGAGAUCUUAUAUGAUCAGGUAAGAAAUCCCACAUUCCAAGAGAAAUGUUACUUAUUUAUACAUUUUUAUCUGCUUUGAGUAUUGAUGGCUACAAUUUGUUGUGCUGCUGGAGCUUUGGUUUCACAAGAUAAGAGUUGCUCACUAUUUAUGAAUGAUAAAGUCUUUUGUACUAUGCAUUGUUUUGUUUCUAGUGCCUUAAAAUGAUGUUUUGAUUGUCUUCUCAUUUGUUUGUUGGUCUUUCUUGAUCUACUGGAGUUUUUGGGCGGGAUAUCUUUUGUUAUUUCAUCUUUUGGUAUCAAAGGAUAAAUAUUUGUGAGAUCACAUUAUGAGAAAAGAAAAUUUGAACAUCUUACUUCUUUAUGUUGUACUUAUGUCAGCUCAAUGUGAUUGAAAUACCAAUCUUAUUGAGUUCCAUUGUUUCAUAAUGCACACUUGCAUGGAUAAUUUUUUUUUUUGAUCAAUUGCUUUCAAAUCGAUAUUUGAUGUUAACUACUUAAAUUUUAAGGAUAUAUUUUCCUGUAAUAGUUCAUACAUCUUAGCAUGGUGGCACUUCAUUUUGCACAUGGACUUCUUGUAUGUUUCAUUGUUUCAUACUUUUCAAGGUGAUAUGAACAUCUUUCAGAUAACACUUGAGGAGAGACUUGAUAGUCCGCUUCUCAUGGCAUUGAGGCAAAGGGUCCUAGAACAUGCCAGUGCUUUGGAAGCCUUUGUUCUGAAAUUUGUCCCCAAUAUCAAUGUUGAGAGGGCAUUGCAGUUGGCCCAAGUGGCAGUUGGGAUUGUCUCUCCUUCUGCCAAGAGUAGUGAAUCAGUUGAAACCUGUUCAAUCUGUUGCGAGGAGAAGCCAAUUUCAAUGAUGAUCACAAUUAAAUGUUCCCACAAGUUCUGUUCCCAUUGUCUGAAAACAUAUGUCGAUGGGAAAGUACAGUCCUCUCAAGUGCCCACUAGAUGCCCUCAGUUGAGAUGCAAGUACUAUAUUUCCACCACAGAGUGCAAGUCUUUUCUGCCAGUUAUCUCUUAUGAAUCAUUGGAGAGAGCCCUUGCAGAGGCGAAUGUUCUUGACUCGGAUAAAAUGUACUGUCCCUUUCCUAAUUGUUCAGUUCUGCUUGAUCCACGUCAAUGCUUGUCCACCAGGGCAAGCUCAUCAAUUCAUUCAGACAAUAGUUGUGUGGAGUGCCCAGUUUGCCAAAGAUUCAUCUGCGUGGAAUGUGAGGUCCCUUGGCAUUCUUCGAUGAGCUGUGAAGAGUAUCAAAACCUCCCAUUGGACGAGAGAGAUGCUGGCAACAUGACUUUGCAUCGGCUGGCACAAAAUAAAAGAUGGAAGCGUUGCCAACUGUGCCGGAGGAUGAUUGAGCUUACCCAUGGUUGCUACCGCAUGACCUGCGGGUGUGGGCACAAAUUUUGUUAUUCCUGUGGUGCAGAGUACAGGGAUGGCGAACAAACUUGUCAAUGUACAUUCUGGGAUGAAGAAUAUUCCCAAGAUUUGGUCAGUCAACCUACCCAACAAUACGAACAAUGGGCUUGGGACUCCUUUGACUUGCUCCCCAUGAUGAUGGAUGCCUACUCAGACCAAGAGAGAUCACAACUGGCAUUGAUCCAGAGGUUUCUUGCUGGGGGUUUCGGUCUGAGUGACCACUAUCCUUGCCAAUCCCCGCCCCGAUGUACAGACUCUUAUGUGGAUGCAAUGAAGGAUCUCCAUCAACUUCCCUGGCUUGAAAGGUUUGUCUCUCUGAUAAAUGAUGAUUACUAUGAAGAUUAUAUCCAGUGAAGCAAACACUGAAAUGAAUUAGGAACGAAGCUGAUUAGCUUCCCAGAAAAUGUUUGAUAUGGGGACGUGAAGAGUCUCUCGCUCUCCCGAUCCAUUUUCAACUUUAGCCAGGUAACAAAAUAGGCAAUUGUCUUACCUAGUUCUUAUUAAUCACAGUGCUGAAGGACUUGUGAGCCUGAAUUUCCUCGAGGGCUAGGAAAUCAUGCAUGAUAAUUGCUUUCUUCUUGAAAGAAAAGAGGAAUGCAAACGAGAAACACAAAAAAAUAUGUAUAUGCUAGAGAUUCAAGUCAUUGAAACAGACAUGUCAAUCUAUACUCUCUCUUGCUUUCUCUCACUCCUCUUGUGUAUGUGUGUGUCAUCCUCUGUAUAAUUGGAGGGAUUAUUCUGCAAACCAGAGGGAGUGAAAUGAUAUGCUGUUUCCUAGAA